Molecule: messenger RNA, 4285 nt
Organism: Crotalus tigris (Tiger rattlesnake)
Lineage: Eukaryota; Metazoa; Chordata; Lepidosauria; Squamata; Viperidae
Gene: BRAP
Product: BRCA1 associated protein
Exons: 12
Coding region: 135-1913 (592 amino acids)
Biological process (GO): Ras protein signal transduction; protein ubiquitination
Cellular component (GO): cytoplasm
Molecular function (GO): nucleic acid binding; ubiquitin protein ligase activity; zinc ion binding
Source: RefSeq, a predicted model, not a curated record
CCCGUAUCAAAGGUCACGAGAGAGGAGAGGCGGAAGCGCUCGGCAGUCCGAGGUGGCGGAGGGGUCGCUUGCCCCGUUUCCCUCCCGCCCGAGCUGCGGCCCCGCAGGCCCGGCACCCUCCGCGGGGCGGCCCUAUGAGCGUCUCCCUGGUGGUCCUUCGCUUGGAGCUGGCCGAGUCUUCGCCCGUGCCGGGCGGCUUCUCCUACUGCGGUGCCACUACUGAGAUGUCUAAUGAGGCCAUUCAGGAGACGUCGCUGGCGGCCGCUUCGGUGAGCUUGGAGGGCAAGGCGCCCAUGGAGAGGGCGGCCAUAAUCCACCAACACAUCGGCCGGCGGGAGAUGACAGACGUGAUCAUUGAGACGAUAAAGCCGGAUCCAGGUGAGGUGAAAUCGAUGAUGGAAAAAGCUGGUGCAGCGGAAGCUUCCUCCCCUGAGGAUCCCAAUAAUCAGGACGGCCAGAGUGGAAGCAUUGGGACUACACCGGAUUCUCCGUCAAAGCAGCUCCCUGACCAGAUUUCCUUUUUCAGUGGAAAUCCUUCUGUUGAAAUAGCUCAUGGCAUUAUGCACCUCUACAAGACAAACAAAAUGACCUCAUUAAAAGAAGAAGUGCGGCGUAGCGCCAUGCUGUGUAUUCUCACGGUCCCUGCCACAAUGACCAGCCACGACCUCAUGAAGUUUGUGGCUCCUUUUUAUGAUGUCAUUGAACACAUGAAAAUCAUCCGAGAUUCCACCCCGAACCAGUACAUGGUCCUCAUCAAGUUCCGGACCCAGGCAGAUGCGGAUAGCUUUUAUAUGGCUUGCAACGGUCGGCAGUUUAACUCCAUAGAAGAGGACGUUUGCCAGCUCGUCUAUGUGGAAAGGGCAGAGGUCUUCAAGUCAGAAGAUGGGGCCAGCCUCCCCGUCAUGGAUCUGACCGAGCUCCCCAAAUGCACCGUCUGCUUGGAGAGGAUGGAUGAAUCGGUCAACGGGAUCCUGACCACGGUCUGCAACCACAGCUUCCAUAGUCAGUGUCUGCAGCGGUGGGAGGACACCACCUGCCCCGUCUGCAGGUACUGCCAGACUCCAGAGCCUGUGGAAGAAAACAAGUGUUUUGAAUGUGGAGUCCAAGAAAACCUUUGGAUAUGUCUCAUCUGUGGGCACAUUGGAUGCGGGCGUUACGUGAGCCGGCACGCGUACAAGCACUUUGAGGAGACACAACACACCUACGCCAUGCAGCUGACCAAUCACAGGGUCUGGGACUACGCCGGUGACAAUUACGUCCACCGUCUGGUGGCCAGCAAAACAGACGGGAAGCUGGUUCAGUACGAAUGUGAGGGGGAUGUGUGUCAAGAAGAGAAAAUCGAUGCCUUACAGUUAGAAUAUUCCUACUUGCUAACCAGCCAGUUGGAGUCCCAGCGCAUCUACUGGGAGAACAAGAUCGUCCGAAUAGAAAAGGACACAGCCGAAGAAAUCAACAACAUGAAGACAAAAUUUAAAGAGACCAUUGAGAAAUGCGACUCGCUUGAACACAAACUGAAUGACUUACUGAAGGAGAAGCAGUCGCUCGAGAGGAAAUGCACCCAGCUAAAUACCAAGCUGUCCAAGCUGACCAGCGAGCUGAAGGAAGAGCAGGAGAUGAACAAAUGCCUGCGGGCCAACCAGCUCCUGCUCCAGAACAAGCUGCGGGACGAGGAGAAGCUCCUGAAGGAGACCUGUGAGCAGAAGGACCUCCAGAUCACCGAGAUCCAGGAGCAGCUCCGGGACGUCAUGUUCUACCUGGAGGCCCAGCAGAAGAUCAACCACCUGCCGGCGGAGGCCAGACAGGAGAUCCAGGACGGGCAGAUCAACAUCCCCAUGGCCUCUUCGGCGGGUUCCUCCGCGGGGGGCAGCGGGAAGCCCCCCUCCCGCAAGGGAAGAAGCAAAAGGGGCAAGUGACCGAACGACGCUGGAGCAACGGAGGUGACUGCUCUUGGGCACAGGAAGGGUGUCCGGAGGGCAAAACGAGAGUUGUCUGUUUUGGCAAAAAUGGGCUGGAAAACCUAGCCAGGGAUGAGUGUCCAGUUUCUGGGUCCUUUGCGCUAAACCCUUGGCCAGCGAUGGCCGUGAAGGCGUCUUUUCCUCUGCUAGCUAGCUUGCCGUAGGCUCUCCGUAGUGAUCUCCAAACCAGCUGCCGGGCUUCCCUUCCCUCCCCCCCCCUUCUGCUUCCUUGGGAACGCCCUCUUUGAAAACGAGCGUGGAAACCAAAAUACUGGCCGAGCCGUAGGUUUUAUUUUGGAAGCAGCAGGCAAGGCUGCUGCUGCUGCUGCUGCUGCCACUUGACAUCCAAUGGAGGCUGAAAGUUAUACCUGAAUGUAGGCUUCCCUCCCCAGGAUGAGGAGGGGGGGCAGUUAGUGGCCUUGGGGAGAGGCAGGCUCAGCUCAGAUGGAAACCUGAAAAGGUGCUGGAGAAUAUCAGGGCAAAAGUCCUUUGAUUGGGGAAAUGUGCCCCCCUUUCUUGAUACGCUGUUUGUCCUUAUGGGGUCUCUCACCCUCCCUCCCUGCCUUCCUGCCUCCCCUUUUCCUCCCCUUUCCUUGCAGCUAACUCUUUCCUCCUGCCAUGGUGGAUCCCUGGCCGUGCAUUUUGUGGGGUCCUGUCCCAUCUCCUUUUGCCAUUUAGGGGGCAGAUUUAUAGUGAAGUGUGUUUGUGCACAUUUGCCUUGCUCCUACUUCGGAGUUUCCACUCAGUCCCAUGCAUGUCCAUGGCAGGACUCCAGGCGUGGCAUUCUGCUGCAGUCGGGCCCUUGGAAAGCUGCUCUCCUCCUCCUGCCCCACCCCCAAGUCUCUGCCCCAAGCUCCCUUUUCUGAAAAGGAGGAAAUGGGCACUGGGGUGUUGGUUCUGCCCCCUUCCGUGCAGGCAUCCCGCAUUCUGCGUAACCCGUUAAACUUCGCAGCAAGCAUUAGAUACAGAACCAGCUAAACACCUGCAGAGUUUUAAGAAAGCUUAGUUUGCACAGUAGCUCGCAAGGCACGUUGGUCCUUCAGCGCAAAGAGCCGGUAGUCACACUUUUCGUGGAAGUGGGGUUUGUUUCUUUAGUGUGUAAGAGAGGUAGUAAGUUAUUGAUUAGUUUGGAGGCCCCCAAGUGACGUGGCGCCUCCGUAAGGAAUCUUGCUUACUUUCUGCAGUCGGGGCCUAGCAGACACCUGGGUUUGGCGGCCGAAGAUUCUGGCAGCGAUCAAGCCAGCUUCACAAGGCUCUGGGUUCAAGGUUUGCCUUCAUCCCAGCCUCUACAUAGAGGGAAAUGGUUUGCUUGGCAUCUGGUCAAAGGCCAAGAUCCUGGGUGGUGGUUUUCCUUUUAUAAGCCAGAGGCAAAAUCCAGGGCUUGUUCUUGGCUUAUAAGAACCUCGGCUGCUUUGCCAGCAGCCAGUCGGGAUCCUGAGUUUUGGCCACAGUAAGCCAACCAAGUUGCUUGCAACAAAGCACCCUGAGCCUUCACAAAAGUGCAGGGUCUGCACACCCCUAAUUCUGAGCUAUUGUGGCCCCAGCAGUCUUUCCCUGAAGUCAGGUGGGGGGGGGGAGAGGCUAUGCCAUGAGGAGGAACUGUGUGUGUGUGUACGUGCGCGCACGCGCGACACCAACAUGCAGCUCAUUGAUCUUCCCACUCCCUAGUUUCUGAGCCUCUUUAGGUCAUGUUUUUCCUAAAAUGAAAGCAUGGAACAAGUGCAUUUUAAAAUUCAAACUGCACAGGGCUAUCUCAGAGAAUAUAAGAGCCAUGACUUCCGCCACACAGCACUUACUGAGGUUAUUUUUUUUUAAAGGAUCCUGGGAUUUUUUUUCUUCUUUUGCAUUGCCUUGAUUAUUGCUGUGUACGGUUUUGCUUCCUCAUCCAUGAGAAGGAAGUGAGCGCGUGGCCACGCCGUCGGGCACGGGGAAGCGGAUUCUGACAGAGAACAAGAAAGGAAGAGGGGAUGAGUUCAGAAUUAACAGGAGCUGGUUGCAAAGAACAGAGUAACUUCAAAAGUACAUUUUUAUUAGCAAAUUUGUCAUUAGUCAAGCAUUGGGGGGGGGGCUGAGAGGCUGCUCUCCUAACUGAUCAAGCAGUUUUUAGAGGCGUUUUCGGUCCUGUUUGUAACUGGAAAACGCCACUUAUGUAUCAAGGUAGAGCAAUGAAAAACCCUCCGACGGGCUUAGCUGAGAACAGCCUGUCUUAUUCAGGGGUAGCAUGCAGCUUGACUGGCAUGCAAAACACCCAUCAAUGUCUACUUUCAAAAAAAAAAAUAUCUGGAUUGUAACAUCAGCAAUGAGAGUAUAUUAAACCGGAUAAAAAUCAA